AUGAUUGCCAUCCUGCGCUUCUGGCAUUGCAAAGGUGCACAAGGAGAGGCUCGGUCUCAGAUUAAUUAUCGGAUUGCUAGCAAUGAAAAAGAUGAUGUUCAAAAUUUUUGUACGAAAUGUAUAACAUCAGUUGGAGGAAAGCCUUCACAUGCUGAGCAACUUGCUAAUCUUUUGGUUGCCGCAGAUUACCGUGGUCAUUAUAGUCACGGACUCAACAGAAUUGAAAUGUAUGUUAUUGACAUUGAGAAGGGCAUUUGCGCUGUUAAUAAAGAGCCUGCUAUUCUUAAAGAGACACACUCAACCUCUUUUGUUGAAGGAAAUAAUGUGUUGGGUCCCGUUGUAGGAAACUUUUGUAUGAAUAUAGCAAUAGAAAAAGCCAAAAAGACUGGUGUCUCUUGGGUGGCGGCAAAAGGCUCUAACCAUUUUGGUAUUGCUGGAUGGUAUAGCAUGAUGGCUUCCGCUCAAGGUUUGCUGGUAAGCAAAACAUUUAAGGUUACUAAAAAAAGCAUUGUAAUCUAG
This is a messenger RNA of Protopolystoma xenopodis, 519 nucleotides long. The record is from the annotation of a GenBank genome assembly. NCBI's taxonomy places the organism in Eukaryota, Metazoa, Platyhelminthes, Monogenea, Polystomatidea, Polystomatidae.